UUAUCGAAGCUGACGAGUCUCUGUAACAAUAUCUUUUUCUCGCUGAGUCAAGCAUACAAAAUUUUCUUGAACGAAUUCUUGACCAAUUUUUAUUUUUAUUUAUUUAUUUUUUCUGGGGGCUUUUGAAUUUCUAGAGAAUGGAAAGCGGAUCGUCUUCUUCGGGUGGAGAUAGAUUCAAGCUCUACGAGGAGUUGGAAUUGCAGGAAUUCCAUGACAAGUUCGUGAUCAAAUCCGUUGAAUCUCCAAACCGAGGCUUCUCGAUCGGUCGCCAAGACGGAAACAUUGAACCUCUUAGUGAGGAUACUUUAGCUGCAAAUCCGUCCAAAGUAUCAACAAUAUAUGGAGUGGUUGGAACAAUCAGACUGCUCGUAGGAACUUAUGUUAUUGUUAUAACUUCUCGGAAGGAAGUUGGGAACUUUUUCGGUUUUCCUGUAUACCGAGUACUGUCUAUGAGUUUCUUGUCCUGCAAUGAGGCCUUGAAGCUGUCGAAUUCUCAAGAAAAAAGAGAUGAGGCCUACUUCAGGAAUCUAUUGAAAACGGUGGAAUCAACUCCAGGGCUUUACUAUUCUUAUGAAACAGAUAUUACUUUGAACCUACAGAGAAGAUGGAAGUUAGCAGAAGGCUGGAUGAAUAAAGCCAUUUGGAAGCAGGCUGACCCUCGAUUUGUUUGGAACAGAAAUCUUCUUGAUGAACUUAUUGAGUGUAAGCUUGAUGACUUCGUCAUGCCUCUGCUACAAGGAAGCUUCCAGACUGUACAGCUAAAUCUUAAGGACUCACCUGCCAUACUUACUCUGGUUUCGAGAAGAUGUACACGACGUCUAGGAACUAGGAUGUGGAGAAGAGGAGCCAACCUUGCGGGAGAUGUAGCUAAUUUUAUUGAAACGGAGCAAUUGUUGGAGAUUGAUGGCUUCACGUCCUCAUUUAUGCAGAUUCGAGGUUCAAUUCCACUUCUGUGGGAACAAAUUGUUGACUUGAGCUAUAAACCACGACUGAGGGUUAUUGAUCAUGAGCAGACGUCUCUCUAUUCCGCAAACUUUUCCCUCUGCCAACAGUCUGAAGUUGUAGAGCGUCAUUUUCAUGAUCUUUUGCAAAGAUAUGGAGAGACAAUAGCAGUGGACCUAACUGAUAAACAUGGUGAUGAAGGUCAACUAAAUGCGGCAUUUGCUUCUGAAAUGCAAAAACUCCCCCAUGUGAGAUAUGUCUCAUUUGAUUUUCAUCAUAUAUGUGGCAACUCAAACUUUGAUAACUUACAACUUCUAUUUGAUCAAAUCUCAGAGGAAUUUGAAAAGCAAGGAUACUUCCUCGUGGACACAGACAGAAAUAUUCUAGCUGAGCAGAAGGGUAUUAUUAGAUCUAACUGCAUCGAUUGCCUUGAUCGGACAAAUGUCACCCAGAGUUUUUUGGCUCAGAAGUCUUUAAAUAUACAGUUGCAGAGGAUUGGGGUACUUGAUUCUUCUGAGUGCAUUUCUAUGUUCCCUGAAGAUUAUGGGAAGUUUAGAACAGUGUGGGCUGAGCAAGGUGAUGAGAUAAGCCUUCAAUAUGCUGGGACUUAUGCCCUGAAAGGAGACCUAGUCAGAUAUGGAAGGCAGACAAUAACUGGAGCGAUCAAAGAUGGAGUGAGUGCUCUUUCAAGAUAUUAUUUGAAUAACUUCCAUGAUGGAGUUAGGCAGGAUGCAAUGGAUCUCAUUAGUGGCCGAUAUACUGUUAACAAAAAUGGUCCCUCGCCCUUCCACCUGAAUGGAUUUGAAACAUUCUCUUAUCUUCCUAUAGCAUCGGCUUUAGUUGUUGGAGGGUUGACGCUGACAUCCUUAUCAAUUCAUCAAGCGGGACGAAAUGCACAGCAGUACAUAACUACUGUACUUUGUGCUGGAGUUACUGCUGGAGUUAUGGCGGCGGUGAAAGCUAAUGGAAGGCAGUUCUGUUCUCGGCCUCGUUUGUGUGGCCUUCUGUAAAAUUAAUCUGAACUAGUUUAAAAUGAUGUUGAAGAGUUGUACAUAAAAAGUAUUCUAAAUAUUGUUUCAAGCCAUGGUAGUUUUUAAUGAAUUGCAUUAGACUUUCUUUCAA
Messenger RNA from Ziziphus jujuba (common jujube), 2064 nucleotides. Its product is annotated as phosphoinositide phosphatase SAC8. The coding region runs from base 138 to 1952 and encodes 604 amino acids. The transcript has 20 exons. Gene Ontology annotation, biological process: phosphatidylinositol dephosphorylation. Gene Ontology annotation, cellular component: endoplasmic reticulum. Gene Ontology annotation, molecular function: phosphatidylinositol-4-phosphate phosphatase activity. NCBI's taxonomy places the organism in Eukaryota, Viridiplantae, Streptophyta, Magnoliopsida, Rosales, Rhamnaceae. The record is from RefSeq and is a predicted model, not a curated record.